Molecule: messenger RNA, 2385 nt
Organism: Effrenium voratum
Lineage: Eukaryota; Dinophyceae; Suessiales; Symbiodiniaceae
Source: the annotation of a GenBank genome assembly
AUGCCCGCCUCUGCCGUGAGUGGCCCAAAGCAGACCAUUCCUCGAGCCCCAAAGUGGGAACAUGGUCCAGCCAAACAGUUUUGCUGCAUGCAGGACUCGUAUGAGCUGGUGGUGACCUCGCCCAAAGUUGGCGACCUGUGCGCGGGCUCUAGCUAUGCCACGGACGCUGGGUUCUUGGAGCCUCCCCUGGUGACAUGGCAGCCGACAAAUGACCUCUUUUGCUUGAUCAUCCGAUGCGUCUCGGAGCAGAAAGAGCACUGCGCCUGGCUGGUGGCCAACAUCCCCGGUGAGGACCUGGAGCCUGGCCGGUUCGGACUGGCGGGCAACUGCGAGGCGGUGGGCCGCGGACAGGAGCUUCUGGCAUACGAGCUCCCCUCGCAGUUCGAUGUCUUUAGCGCCCUGCUCUUCAGCCAGCCUGCCUGGCUUGAGGCCAAAAACUUUGACAGGGACUUGGACUUGGAGAACUUGAGCACGCAGUGCCGGCUGCGGCGGCUUGCGUGCCUGGACGUGCGAGUGGGGGCUGACACGGACUAUGCGCAGCCCAUGCACAAGCCCAAGGCGUUCAGCUCCGGAGGAACUCUGAUCCAGAGCGGCCCGCAAACGCUUACGGCAGCUCUCGAAAAGACAGCCGCUUCUUAUCCCGACCGUGGGCUGACGCUUUACAGUGCGGACGGCACCGAACGCCUGACUUUCGCUCAGCUCCUGGAACAGGCGCAGAAGAUCUCUGCCGGGCUUUGCUUCGAGAAGAUUGGACAAGCUUCCUCCGGCCCAUGCUCUGCCGUCCUGCAGGUGCCGCCCUUGGCCCUUCACUUCCCAUGCUUCUGGGGAUGCUUGCUCUCGGGAACGCGGCCGGUAACAGUCGCCAUCCCUCCGGACUAUUCUGACAAGCGCCACGCAGUGUGCAGCAAGUUGUGCAAUGUGUGGCACCUACUGGAGCAGCCUCCCAUCAUCACGGUGGUGGCCCAUCUCGAGAAGGUCCGGCUCUUGAACUUGAGUGCGCAGCUCAUCUCAGUGGAAAGGCUUUUGGAGACCGAGACGGAAUCUUGGAGAUGGCAACCUCAGCCUCCUGACGUAGCAUUCUACCAGCUCAGCAGCGGCUCCACCGGCGUGCCAAAGUGCAUCCAGAUCGCCCACCGAGGGGUUGUGGCGCACAUCCAGGGGGAAGCGCAGUUCUGCGGAUUUGGGCCGGCAGACGUCCACGUGAACUUCUUACCCUUGGACCACGUUGUUCCCAUUCUGACAGUGCACUGCUGCGAUGUGUUCCACGGGUGCGAAGAGGUCCAGGCGGAGGUGGGCUACGUCUUGGCGGAGCCUUUGCGGUGGCUGCAUCUGGUGGACCAGCACCGGGCCACGAGGACCUGGGCGCCCAAUUUCGCGUUUAAGCUGGUGGCAGAUGCUCUGCAGAAAGAGCUGGACAAGGAGCUGGACAUAGACCUGUCCUGCUGCAAGUUUUGGAUGAACGCUGGGGAGCAGGUCACCAUCCCUGUCUGCGAAGCCUUCUUGGAGCAGACUGCCAGAUAUGGGGUGCCGCGGAAUUCCAUGCAACCGUCCUUUGGCAUGGCCGAGGCUUGCACGUGCAUGACCUACAACAACGACUUUGCAGCUGCCGCCGCCAGCCGCCUGGGCCGCUCAGCUUUUGUGAACCUGGGGCCUCCUGUGCCUGGCAUUGAGAUCCGCAUCGCGAGCGAGGAGGGCGAGACCUUGGCGGAGGAAGAGGUGGGCCGCUUUCAGAUUCGAGGACCAGUGAUUACGCCUGGCUAUCUCAACAAUGCGGAGGCCAAUAGAGAAGCCUUUGUGGAAGGGGGCGAUUGGUUCAACACCGGGGACGUUGGCUUCAUCAAAGCUGGGUGCCUUUACCUCACUGGCAGGGAGAAAGAGAUGAUCAUCAUCCGUGGUGCCAACUUUUAUUGCUACGAGGUUGAGGAUGUGGUGAAUGCCAUCGACCAAGUCACGCCGACCUUCACGGCGGCGGUGUCUACUCAUGACCCCGCCGCAGGCACGGAAGGUCUGGCGAUAUUCUUCGUGCCUCGCGCGGCGGACUUGGAAGAGGUGGGCCGCCAGAUCCGCACCAAGCUCGUGCGCCACAUGGGGCUGGCACCAAGCACAGCCCUCGAGGCAUCUCACAGCCGACAAACGCGGCAUGUUUGCGACGAUGCGCAGCCGGGGCAGAGCCAAGGCGAAGCUGAUCGUUGUGUGCUGAGCAAAGCAAGGGCAUUGGCUUUGCAGAAUGAGCUGCUUGCCGCCUUCUCUUCCGCGCGCUUCCAGAAGAAGCUGAACGAACUAGAUCGAGCCAGUGCCCCAUGGCCCUGCCCAUACCCCUCGCAAUCCUCGGCAAUCCUUGCACUUUUGCACUUUUGGCUUGCGCGCGCCAGGAAUGCGAUGUGA